Molecule: messenger RNA, 4445 nt
Organism: Cricetulus griseus (Chinese hamster)
Lineage: Eukaryota; Metazoa; Chordata; Mammalia; Rodentia; Cricetidae
Source: RefSeq, a predicted model, not a curated record
CCGGCGUCCGCGGCAAAGUGUCCCCGCUAACUCCCCUCCUCCUCAAUCCCGGCUUGGUCGCCUGGAGACUCGUUCUGUUCUGAUAAAUUGCAUUUUGAGUUCUGCCUUUCUGCAAAUGGCCUUUUGAGACUGGCUCUGGGCGGAUGCGGUGAAGUUGGGGAUCUAGAUUGCCCCAUCUCUCCCUAGUCUUGCAAAUUCCCGGUUUUCUCCCCUCUUCCUGGGCUCCGGGUUCCAAAGGAACAAGCGUGAGAAGGCAAAGCUACAGCGGGGAACUGCGGGGUUUGUACACUUCUAGGAUGCAGAUGAGGGUAAUUAGCAACUUCUGUCCUCAUCUGUGGCCAAGGUGGAUAUUGCUCCUUAUGUGCUAAUUGUUCCUGAAUCUGCAUUUCAGAGGCAUCUCAAGUGUGAACAGAAGUUGGUGACACGGCAAAGCAGUACCUACAAAAAGGUCUUUUGGUUCCAGAUCAUGUGAUCACACGACUAAUGGUGUCAGAACUGGAGACCCGGAGCACACAGCACUGGCUACUAGAUGGCUUCCCGAGGACAUUAGUACAGGCAGAAGCCUUGGACAGAAUCUGUGAUGUGGACCUAGUGAUCAGUUUGAAUAUUCCCUUUGAGACACUUAAAGACCGUCUGAGCCGACGAUGGAUUCACCCUUCUAGCGGGAGGGUCUAUAAUCUGGACUUCAACCCACCUCAAGUACUGGGGGUUGAUGACAUUACUGGUGAGCCACUUGUCCAACAGGAAGAUGAUAAACCUGAAGCAGUUGCUGCCAAGCUACGGCAGUACAAGGAUGCAGCAAAACCAGUCAUCGAACUAUACAAGAGCCGAGGGGUGCUCCACCAGUUCUCUGGGACGGAGACUAACAAAAUAUGGCCUUAUGUUUACACACUUUUCUCAAACAAGAUCACACCUAUUCGAUCCCAAGAAGCAUACUGAGCCUGCCAUCGGAAGAACCAAGAAGACAUUGUCGUUCACUCAAUCAUGCGUUUCGUCCUGGUGCCCUGGCCAAAUUAGAAGCUAGCUGAGAUAGCUUGCAGCAUCUUUACUAGUUUAAGUGAUGAAGUAAUGAGGAAAAUCUAGUGGGUAGAAAGAAUUCACGAAGAAGAAAUGCUCCUCCUGCCUUUGAAAAGAAGCUGUAGCUCUCCCGGUGGGAGAGCAAGUCCAGACUGGAUGUCCACCAGCGUUGAGCCUACACUCUCAUGGGUUGACAGCCAUAUGCUGCUAUCCUAUCCUUUUUGCAUGCAAAGGUGGUGUAAUCCCUGGUUCAUGCCACCUUCCACAGGCUGUUGAACCACAGCACUGUGAUUGUAAGAACUUGAAGGGCUGUGGUUCCAGCUUGCCCCCUGCCAUAUCCUCUUGAUGAUAAUUGAAUUGAUGCUAAUUGCACUCAGCGACUGUUUCUCCCUCCCGUCUUAGACAUCCUAGUUUCUGCUGACUGUGUCUUCUCUCAUCUGCUUGCUCCCUUCAUAUGCUACUCAGUAACACGCUAGUUUCUGCAUUUUUCCCUCUAACUUCCUUCUACAAGCUGAGAACCAGGGGAACUGGAUUCAGUCCCUUCGUACUGGGAACUGAGCCAGGCUGCUCUGCCUGUCUUGAACCCACUCUGUACCUUUCAUUGUUUAAAAAAGAUUCCCCGAAGUCUCUGGGAGUUCUCAAAAGAAAUGUUGGAUGAUCACAUCUUCUGCAUAGAAGUAAUUAUAUGGAAAUCACUGGACCAAUGAGAUGGGUUAGGCUUCUUUACUCAAGGCAAGAUGAGUAUUGAACUUGCUGCUAAAUAUUAAUGCUGACAGUGUUGUCCUUCUGUGAGUGAUCCAAGCCAGAUGGUAUGAAGUCAGUAAAGGGAACAAGCCUGUGGGCUUGGAGCAUCUUGCACUAGAUGUACAUUGCACCUGCACUGAGUAAGACAGCUUUACCAUCGUGGGAACUCAGAAUCUUGUUGUUUUCUUCCUAUUCCAAAGAUGCAGUCUAUAGGUGGCCACAAAGUCCAGAAAUGAAGAUGCUAAUAUUUUGUCAAUCAUCACAUGUCAAUAAAGCAUUUGUUAAAAGACUUCCUUGGUUUCCAGACUUGUUGGCCACCUUGUAUAAUUCUUACUCUUCUCUGGAAGAAUGGUGAGAUUUCUUCCCGCUGCCUUAAAAAGGUGUCCUGCACCCACCUGUCCCCAGGGAGUGUCCUUUAUUACUGGUGGUUUAGUGUGAUUACUCAUAGUCUGUGUGGGGGCGGAAUGUGGGGCAGACUUAGCACUUUAGUGGUAUUGGAACAUGUUAUCACAUUCUGAAGGUGUCCUGUGAAUCCCCAGUCCACUCACUGCCAUAUAUUCUGUGUGCUAAUGAGUCUGUCUUCCUUAUUGUACUGCUCGGACUCUUGUGUGGUUCCUCUCAAUUGUCCUUCCACGUGCAUGUUCUUUGGCUGCCUUAGUGGAAAUGUAGAUCAGCUUCCCUCCUCAUACUCUCAAUAUAGAGAAAUCAGAUGGUUCACUUGGUAAGCUUCUGAAGUGUAGGUGCCUGAUGGGUCUGUGACCAUCCAGGCAUUGUCAUAUUGAUGCUAACUACUUUGGAAGCUUGUACUUGGUGUAGGGGCCAGGUCAAACAGAUAAAGCCCAGGCUUCCUGGGGAACACAGGUGUGGGGAACUGUAGAGUUUAGAGGAGGAUCACCCUGAGAUUAUUACCACAAAGCAACGGAAGUAGAGAAUUAAAGGAAUUUGGGGUAACUCGAGAGGGAGGGGGGAUAUCUUCCAACUUCUUUCUUCGCCUCUUGUAGAGACUGGGGAGAGCAAUGGGUGUGACCAGGUCUUUGCCUGCACACCCUGUUUCUCCACCUUUUUCUCUGCAUUUCAAGUUCCAUAGGCUAUGGUAGCUAGCACUGGGACAAAGGGCCAGGAGUGUCUGCCUGCUGUUGAGACCAGCAAGGGGCAAAAGACAUCUUUUCCAAGGUCUUUGCUGAUUUUCACGUCCAUUGGCCUAAAAAACAUCUGGUUUUCUGCACCAGACUCAGCUGCUCCCUUUUUAAUGAUUUUGUAGAAAGAGUGUAAAUACUGAAAAUAUCUUGACAAAGGUGAAAGAGCGUCUUUUCCUUCCCAUGCCAUGCAUGCCUUCCCUUCAGAUGGAAGCUAAGAGUGUGGGUGAUUUCUGAGAAUCUAGUCUGACCUUAAUUCACAGGCUCCAUCCGGCUCUUAAGUUUGCUUUCCACAAUCCUUUGCUUAGAGCUUGAAAAACCCUGCACUUCAGUAUUAUGACAAAAAGGUGCUAUGAAGGCUUUCUGAGUGGAUUGUGCACUCUCUGGACCUCUGCAAGCAUCUUGGUGAAUCUUCCUCGCACCCCAUGAGGUAGACAAAACCAGUCUUUCCUAUUAAGCAAGGAGUACAGGUUAUGUAGUUUUGCCCAGGCUCUUGAUACAAGUAAACAGUGCAGCAAUGACUCAGGUUUUCCUGUAUCGGAAACCAUGGCCUUUAUUGGGUGUUAGCUGUCUGCUUGCCCUAAGCAACCCAGGGCCAUGAGCCUGCUUAGUUCUGCUUGUGGGCUCAGGAAGAGUGGCAGACAUCAUUGGAGACUUUACUUACUCUUUGUUUAAGCAAAGAAAGUUGCUAGAAGAGUCCUCUAAAUACAAGGCUUUUGAGGUAGGCUGGGUUUGGAUACAGAUGAUUGACCUCAAUUCUGGGUGUCAGGAAGCCAUGAAGCCAUAUGAAGAAAACCUGCAUUUAUUAAAACAUGAAAGUUAACCAUAAAUGCCAUCCCUUAUUUUUGGUGUGGCAAACUGCACAAUUCUUGCCAGAAUAAACGCCAUCACCUGGACCUUGGCGCUUCUUGGUGUGGCAUUCUGUAUGUGGUUGGGUAUGAAGGAAGACAGGCAAAGGUUCAUGUGUGACAUUCAUAUGGACUCUAUAGUGACAGGCAACUAUAGCAAGCACAGCAUCUUUAAUAAAAAAAAAGGUUCUUGUUUAAAACCUUUGGAAGGAUCAUCACCUCUCUGGGAUUAGGGAAAAGGGAAGGAAAUGGAAAGCUUGGUCUUUGUGUAAAGUGCAAGCAAUGUUAGGGCUCAAAGCUUUUCUAGUUUUAUGAGAAUUUGUACUACUGAGUUUAUUGAUUUUUUUUGUUUGUUUUUGAGAUGAAUAGAUCUAUGGGGGAGUAUGUUGAGCUAUGAUAGUGUUUCACUGUGAUCCCUCAAAGUUUAAGGCAGUCUUCUAACCCCGUGCCACCUGUCUUCAGUUCACUGACCUGUGAAAAAUGGUGGCUUACGUUUCCCAGGAGCCAACAGGUCAGCUUUUCUUCAGUGUGACAGUUGGUGUUCUUCUUGAUUUGGGCAUAUAUGCUUAAUUCAAAGUAUCUGAGUGUGUUCUGUAUAUGCUAUCCUAACUAUUCAUUGUAUUAAUUGAUUUUUUUGUUACCUUGCUUGAAGAUUGAUUUGUAUUCAAUUUGAUAGAAAUAAACGGUUUUCUGCUUAAUA